AAUCGAAUUGAUGUGAGCCCUAGCGCGGGAGCAAUGGCGGGGCUAGUGGCGGCGGGAGCGGCAGCGGCAGCGGCGGUGGCGUUUGCAUUUCUUACAUUUGGCAGGAGGAAGAAACUGGCUAUCCCAUCGCUGGCGGGCAAGCACGUCUUUAUCACAGGAGCUUCCAGCGGCAUUGGGCUCGCCAUUGCCAAGCAGGCCCUCCUCCAAGGGGCAUUUGUUACCAUCUCGGCCAGAAACCAGCUCAAGCUCGACAAGGCGGCUCAAUCUCUUGUGAGUGAAGCGCACUGCGACAGCCAUAGCAUCAAAGUUUUGGUGGCCGACGUUGGCGAUUUUAACGCGAUAUCCUCCGCCGUGAGCGAGGCUCACUCGUGGAAACCAAUCGACGUCCUGGUUUGCAACGCGGGGUACACUAAGGCUGGAUACUUUGACGAAGUCCCGGUGGAAGUUCAUGCAGGUCAAGUCCAGACGAACUUGAUGGGAGUGAUUCAUACAGUCCACACCGCGCUUCCACUCAUGAAGCCGCUCGCAAGCGAAAAGAAGCACUCGAUUGUGAUCGUCAGCUCCGGAGCAGGACUGUUCCUUUUGUACGGGAGCUCAGUGUACAGUGCAACCAAGCAUGCUCUACGAGGAUUAGCAGAGUGUCUCCAUCUCGAGCUUUUGCCGUAUAACAUCAAUGUCAAUCUCGUCUGUCCUGGCUUUGUCGACACUGCUCUUAUAGAUCAAGUGGACAAGGAUGGCGAGUUUGAAACAAUGCUCAAGAUACUCAAUCGAUAUGAUCCCAAGACGAUGCAGUCACCCGAUAAGCUCGCGGAGGUCACGCUCGAUGCUGUCAAGAAAGGCUCGUUUCUCGUGGCACCGAAGUCGUUUUUCCCGCUGGUGGUGCUCACUCGCGGGAUGCUUGCUCCCGCGAGCUUCGCCAGGACACUGCUCGAGGCUUUCUGGGCUCCCAUUAUCCGCCUUGUGAGCUACAAGCUCUCGGCCGACAUCAAGAAAGAAAUUCUCAAAAACCACGCAGUGAAAAGGCAAAGCCAUGCUCGUGAGAUUGCUGUGCGCAGGUCUACUAACUAGUAAGUUUGUCCCUGUACAUAUUCGAAAGCAUUAUAUACGAUGUCGACUUAGCAGGAUC
This is a messenger RNA of Selaginella moellendorffii, 1126 nucleotides long. RefSeq names its product 3-dehydrosphinganine reductase TSC10A. The transcript is spliced from 5 exons. Lineage: Eukaryota; Viridiplantae; Streptophyta; Lycopodiopsida; Selaginellales; Selaginellaceae. The record is from RefSeq and is a predicted model, not a curated record. Gene Ontology annotation, cellular component: endoplasmic reticulum membrane. Gene Ontology annotation, molecular function: 3-dehydrosphinganine reductase activity. Gene Ontology annotation, biological process: sphingolipid biosynthetic process. Bases 34 to 1068 code for a protein of 344 amino acids.